AGAUGGCGGCCGUGGAGCUAGAGUGGAUCCCAGAGACUCUCUACAACACCGCCAUCUCCGCUGUCGUGGACAACUACAUCCGCUCCCGCCGAGACAUCCGCUCCUUGCCCGAGAACAUCCAGUUCGAUGUUUACUACAAGCUUUACCAGCAGGGACGAUUAUGUCAAUUGGGUAGUGAAUUUUGUGAAUUGGAAGUUUUUGCUAAAGUAUUGAGAGCUUUGGAUAAAAGACAUUUGCUUCAUCAUUGUUUUCAGGCUUUGAUGGAUCAUGGUGUUAAAGUUGCUUCAGUCCUGGCCUACUCAUUUAGUAGACGGUGCUCUUACAUAGCAGAAUCUGAUGCAGCAGUAAAAGAAAAAGCAAUUCAGGUUGGCUUUGUUUUAGGUGGCUUCCUUUCAGACGCAGGCUGGUAUAGUGAUGCCGAGAAAGUUUUUCUGUCUUGCCUUCAGUUGUGUACUCUACAUGAUGAAAUGCUCCACUGGUUUCGAGCAGUAGAGUGCUGUGUGAGGUUGCUUCAUGUAAGAAAUGGAAACUGCAAAUAUCAUUUGGGUGAAGAAACAUUUAAAUUAGCACAGACUUACAUGGAUAAACUGUCAAAACAUGGCCAGCAAGCAAACAAGGCUGCACUCUAUGGAGAACUGUGUGCCCUCCUGUUUGCAAAAAGUCACUAUGACGAGGCGUACAAAUGGUGCAUUGAGGCAAUGAAAGAAAUUACAGCAGGCUUACCAGUAAAAGUUGUGGUGGAUGUCCUAAGGCAAGCUUCUAAGGCUUGUGUUGUAAAACGUGAAUUUAAGAAGGCAGAACAGUUAAUUAAACAUGCAGUGUAUUUGGCACGGGAUCAUUUUGGAUCCAAACACCCAAAAUAUUCUGAUACAUUGCUAGAUUAUGGGUUCUACUUACUCAAUGUAGAUAAUAUCUGUCAGUCUGUUGCAAUUUAUCAGGCAGCCCUUGACAUUCGACAGUCAGUGUUUGGCGGCAAAAAUAUCCACGUAGCAACAGCUCAUGAAGACUUGGCUUACUCUUCUUAUGUUCACCAGUACAGUUCUGGGAAAUUUGACAAUGCACUAUUUCAUGCUGAAAGAGCUAUUGGUAUCAUCACCCACAUCCUACCUGAAGAUCAUCUUCUUUUGGCUUCUUCAAAGAGGGUGAAAGCUCUUAUUUUAGAGGAGAUUGCAAUUGACUGUCACAAUAAGGAAACCGAACAGAGGCUGCUUCAAGAAGCUCAUGAUUUGCACCUGUCUUCACUCCAACUAGCUAAAAAGGCUUUUGGGGAAUUUAAUGUACAGACUGCAAAACACUAUGGUAACCUUGGAAGACUUUAUCAGUCAAUGAGAAAAUUCAAGGAAGCUGAAGAAAUGCAUAUCAAAGCAAUUCAAAUUAAAGAGCAACUUCUUGGUCAAGAAGAUUAUGAAGUAGCCCUUUCAGUGGGACAUCUGGCUUCUUUAUAUAAUUAUGACAUGAAUCAGUAUGAAAAUGCUGAGAAACUUUAUUUGCGAUCUAUAGCAAUUGGGAAGAAACUUUUUGGUGAAGGCUACAGUGGACUAGAGUAUGAUUACCGAGGUCUCAUUAAACUUUACAACUCUGUUGGAAAUUAUGAGAAAGUGUUUGAAUAUCACAAUGUUCUGUCUAACUGGAACCGGUUGCGAGAUCGGCAGUAUUCAGUGACCGAUGCUCUGGAGGACGUCAACACCAGCCCCCAGUCCACUGAAGAAGUGGUGCAGUCCUUCCUAAUAUCUCAGAAUGUCGAGGGACCAAGCUGCUGAGGGAUGACCUCAGUUAACCAAUUACCUUUUCCCAGAUUCCAGGGAAUUCAUACUGUGAAAUCAAAACCAUGUUGUUUUUGAGGGCUGGAAUUUGCAUUGAAACACUGGUCCAGUCCAUUGAAGACCCAAUUUGGGGUAAUGCCUAUCUUGCAGAGUGUCCGUAGAAUAAGCAUAUAUUCAGUUAUAUUCAGCAUGUACCGCAUGUAUAAGUAGUCUGGCCCACAUUUUCAGUCUAGUAGAACAAACAACAGGAGAAUCUUUUUUUCUUUUUGUUUUUCUUUUUAAAAAAAUAAUUCAUUUUGCAGUAAGUCUGAAAGAAAAAAAAAAGAACCCCUAAAUAAAACUAUUUAAGAGUUUAAAAGAGUUGCAUUCUUAUUAUGUAAGGAUGAGUUUAACAACUUUUUAACAUGUAAUUCUUCCAUGUGGAGGUAUUCAAUACUGUAUCGUAAAGAAAUUUUAUGGGGAAAAUCUUUAUAUGCAGUACAGAAAAGUUAACACAAGUACUAAUAAAAGGUGACCUCCUAACUUAACAUUUCGCCCCACCACCCGGAGAAGUGGGUCUGACCACUGAGGAGCUGUAUUACAGGGAGGACUGUUGGGGUCAUCUGAGCUGGACCAGUGUGAUCUGUGAGUGAGAGAAUAUCUGUUUGCUUUUGGUACAACAAUGCAAGAUGCUCUAGUAGCAUUCACCAACAGGACCAGGAAGAACUUAAAGAGGACCAGCCUAUUGUAGAAGGUGGUUAUUUGGACCAGAGAGGCUUUAGAUUAUUAUUUCAGCCCUUGCAUAUAUCUUUAUCAAUAGAAUGAUUUCACUUAGAUGUAUAAUGAAAAGUGAUAAUGCAAGAAAUUAUAUUCAUAUAAUAGCUACCAAGUAGGGGAAUUUGGCAGUCUCAGUGGCAUAUCUUUAGGCACGGUACACAGAUGGCAAUGCCAUAAGCCAGUGUGUAAAUAAUCUGCUGCAACCACCAUCCUCGUUUUCAAUGUUACCCUAAUCAUAAAUGCCAUUAAUAGGUGUAUUGGCUAGAGUGGAAAAAUAGCUCAUGUCUGGAUGGGAAUUGUAGAUCAGUGUAUGGUUUUGGGGGAUUAUGGAAAAUAAAUGCCCAAAAAUAAGUUAGAAAAUCCUUCAUUUUAAUGAUAAAUACAGUAACAUUGAGUAUUUGAAGUUCAGGAAUCAAAUGGUAGGAUCCUGUAAUAAUAUGUCUGUUUCACUAAUUUGUUUAUUUGGUUUUGAUAUUCUCUUUUUAAGCCAGUGGGUUAUUUAAUGUUGAGGUAAUGUUCAAAUUGGAUAAGUUGUGACAUGUAGCAAACCAAGAAUCAAAAAGGUAUUUUGCUGUUACCUCAAUUCUUACAACAGUGGCCUGUCUUGUGCCUCUAGAGUUAAGAAUCUGAGUUUCUCCCCUAUUUUCAGGGGCUUGUGACUUGGCUGUUAGAUACUGCUCCUGGCUCAUGCUUGGAGGAGUCUGUGGGUGAGUGGAUGUGUGUUGAAUUUUGGUUUUAUUUUAACAUGAACAUUGGGUGAAAAGUGUAAAGAAAUCUAACCUGUCUGUCAUAUGGAGUACAGAAGAAUUAUGGGAGAUGUCAAAUUUUAAACACUUUAUGGACUUCCCAACCUUAGUGCUAUUUGGAACUGCUGUUUGCAGUCUUGUGAAUUUGUGCUUUUAGGUCCCCAGGAGGUGUUUUCUUGGGGGCUAUGCCUAAAGAAAUGAAGCUAGUCCACACCCUAGGAUGGUAACUUUGUGUGACUUUGAAACCUGAGUUUAUUCUUCAGAUUGAAAUAUUUUCUUUUUAAAUUCAGGAAAGAAUAAAUUGGCACCCCUGCAGUUUAUGAAGCUUGUUCCCCUCCCAGUUAGUUAAUGCCAAGAGCCACCCUUUAUUAAUUACCAAGUAGUAAUCUGUGUGACCAGGGACUAACAUUUUUAAGUUACUCAGCUCUAUCCUCAUGAGCCUAUAUAUUUAAUACCUCCAAAGAUAAUUUCAGGGUAGGCUUUGUAUGCUCUAUUGGUAUUUAGAGUCCUGUGGUAUGUUUGUGGUAUAGGAAUGUCAUGGUAAAUUGUUUUUAAUAAAUAUUUUGAAAUUUAUGUUUUCACAUGAAGUUUUUUAUUAUUUUUUGGUUUUGUGCACAUACAGCAUUUCCUAGGAUAAAAUCAAGCAAAUGACUUAAGGCCUCAUUCUCCCUAACUCGGUUUGAACCCAGCUGAGCUCACACUCUGAUACAGUAACACGAUAUUGAGACACCUAGGAUCACGGGGUGAUGUUGAGUGGCAGCCGAUGUUUCUUUUGUUCUGUUUUCAGAUGUCAUUAGUGACACUUCUUUCACCACUGCUUUAAUGUAGUUCCUGUAUAUCCAUAAAUGUUGGUGUAAUGCCUACACUCUUGCUUAAAACAUUUCUGUCUUAAAAAAAAAAAAAAUCAACACUAUUGUCUUAUGUUAGACUCUGACUCAUAGCAUUAUUAUUUCUGAAUCUAAUGAAGAAUAAUGCCCUAAUUUAAGUGCAGGAUUUACUCCUUUAGUAAGGAUGUUUGGAGAAAGUUAGAUGAAUGCCACCUGAUUUGUGACUUUUUAAAAAAAGGAUAUAAUUUACCGCACAAUAACCAGUAGCUUAUACAGAUUUUUU
Fukomys damarensis (Damara mole-rat) is the source of this 4375-nucleotide messenger RNA. It is a transcript of the gene Appbp2, whose product is annotated as amyloid beta precursor protein binding protein 2. Gene Ontology annotation, biological process: intracellular protein transport. The record is from RefSeq and is a predicted model, not a curated record. The coding region runs from base 3 to 1760 and encodes 585 amino acids. NCBI's taxonomy places the organism in Eukaryota, Metazoa, Chordata, Mammalia, Rodentia, Bathyergidae. The transcript has 13 exons. Gene Ontology annotation, molecular function: protein binding.